Molecule: messenger RNA, 2237 nt
Organism: Colius striatus (speckled mousebird)
Lineage: Eukaryota; Metazoa; Chordata; Aves; Coliiformes; Coliidae
Gene: SHMT1
Product: serine hydroxymethyltransferase 1
Exons: 12
Coding region: 100-1557 (485 amino acids)
Biological process (GO): folic acid metabolic process; tetrahydrofolate interconversion; purine nucleobase biosynthetic process
Cellular component (GO): cytoplasm; nucleus; cytosol
Molecular function (GO): zinc ion binding; mRNA 5'-UTR binding; serine binding
Source: RefSeq, a predicted model, not a curated record
GGGCCGUGCGGGGCCGGGACGCGACGCGACCGGGACGCGACGGGCAGGGGCUGUGCGGAGGCGGGACACGGCAGGUGACCUUGGACACAGAGCAGGACAAUGGCAAACUCAACACAGAGUGACAGGGGCCUCCCGAGCGCCGAGCUCUGGGCCUCCCAUAAUAAGAUGGUAAUGGAGCCGCUUGACAGCAACGACCCAGAGGUGCACAACAUCAUCAAGAAGGAGAAGCAGCGGCAGCGGCUGGGGCUGGAGUUAAUUGCAUCGGAGAACUUUGCGAGCCGAGCGGUCCUAGAGGCCCUGGGAUCCUGCAUGAACAACAAAUACUCAGAGGGCUACCCAGGCCAGAGGUACUAUGGUGGAACAGAGUUUGUGGAUGAGCUGGAAAGGCUGUGCCAGAAGCGAGCACUGCAGGCAUAUCAGCUCGACCCCCAGAAGUGGGGUGUCAACGUCCAGCCCUACUCAGGCUCACCUGCCAACUUCGCGGUGUACACGGCCCUGGUGGAGCCCCAUGGCAGGAUCAUGGGGCUGGACCUGCCUGACGGGGGCCACCUCACCCACGGGUUCAUGACGGACAAGAAGAAGAUCUCUGCCACCUCUGUCUUCUUUGAGUCCAUGCCCUACAAGGUCAACCCCAAGACUGGUUACAUUGACUAUGACAAGCUGGAGGAGAAUGCCCGCCUCUUCCACCCCAAGCUGAUCAUAGCAGGCGUCAGCUGCUACUCCCGCAACCUGGACUACGCUCGCAUGCGGCAGAUCGCCGAUGCCAACGGUGCCUAUCUCAUGGCUGACAUGGCCCACAUCAGCGGGCUGGUGGCUGCCGGUGUGGUGCCCUCGCCCUUUGACCACUGCGACGUUGUCUCCACCACCACCCACAAGACCUUGAGAGGCUGCAGGGCUGGCAUGAUCUUCUACCGCAAAGGCACCCGCAGUGUGGACCCCAAGACGGGCAAGGAAACACUCUACAAUCUGGAGAGCCUCAUCAACCAGGCGGUCUUCCCCGGGCUGCAGGGAGGCCCACACAACCAUGCCAUUGCAGGCAUCGCUGUGGCACUGCGGCAGGCCAUGACGCCUGAGUUCAAGGCUUACCAGCAGCAGGUGGUGGCCAACUGCAAGGCGCUCUCAGCAGCGCUGACGAAGAUGGGCUACGACAUUGUCACAGGGGGCUCUGACAACCACCUGAUUCUCCUGGACCUGCGCAGCAGAGGCACUGACGGUGGCCGGGCCGAGCGGGUGCUGGAGCUCUGCUCCAUCGCCUGCAACAAGAAUACGUGUCCUGGUGACAUAAGCGCCCUGCGCCCCAGUGGCCUGCGGUUCGGGACACCAGCUCUCACCUCCCGUGGCUUCCAGCAGGAUGACUUCCGCACCGUGGCUCAAUACAUCCACCGAGGGAUCGAGCUCACACUGCGUGUGCAGAAGGACAUGAGCCCCAAGGCCACGCUGAAGGAAUUCAAGGAGAAACUGGCAGAGGAGAAAUACCAGAGGGAGCUGAAGGCGCUGAAAGAAGAGGUGGAAGCCUUCGCAGCAACCUUCCCACUCCCGGGGCUGCCUGUCCUGUAAGGGGAGAUACCUGUGCCUGCUCCCUGGGACUGCAGCACGCUCACCCCCAGACCAAUGUCCCAGUGCCUUCUCCCAGCACCUCCCUGCUGGCACUGGCUGCAGUCCAGCAGCAGCUCCUCAUUUGCCUCUUACUUCUUCCCUGCUGUUUGGGGCACAGGACUCCCCCUGGGGCAAUAAGCCCUUUCCCCUUCAGAUGUAAGCAGGAACCCCACGGCCAGGCUCCAUUCAGCUCUCACUGGCUGUGAUGAGAUUCAUCCCAAUGCCCCCACCCACAGCGCUGGGAGGGACGGUGUGGUCCAUGGUGGUGGGAGCCACCCCCUCCUGUCCUUCCCUGCACCACAGACUUAGUAGCUGACACAAGGCUCCCUGCUGUCAGCCCCAGGAUUCCCCUUUGUGCGCACAAACCUCUGCCUUCCAGCCUCUGUGGGCUGCAACACGGGACCACCGCCAUCCCCCCCCGGGAUGCCAUCCCUUCCGAGCCAGCCAGCCUCUCUGGCAUUGCCUCAGACCUCUCGAGCACAAAGCUUUAGGUAGAACCAUUUUUUAAUAAGCACGAUAAAAUUAAGAAUGUAACCACACUGUAUGACAAGAAGUAGAAGCUUUAAAAAAUACAACCAAGUUGGGUUUUUUUGUAUUUCAAAAAUAUCUCAACCCAAAUAAAUAAUUUUUUGUUUUUAAAA